Messenger RNA from Papilio machaon (common yellow swallowtail), 1998 nucleotides. Its product is annotated as facilitated trehalose transporter Tret1-2 homolog. The coding region runs from base 47 to 1819 and encodes 590 amino acids. Gene Ontology annotation, molecular function: transmembrane transporter activity. NCBI's taxonomy places the organism in Eukaryota, Metazoa, Arthropoda, Insecta, Lepidoptera, Papilionidae. The transcript is spliced from 10 exons. Gene Ontology annotation, cellular component: membrane. The record is from RefSeq and is a predicted model, not a curated record. Gene Ontology annotation, biological process: transmembrane transport.
ACUUAUUUGGAUAAUAAUUAAAAACCACAUCAAGGAAAGAUUGAAAAUGGAAAACAUGCAAAGAAAUCGCAUUGAGCGGACGGCGUCAAAAAGAUGGCGGGGAUCCGUACGACGGCUUGUCGCCGCCUCUGUUUAUAAUCUGUCAUGCUUCACGCACGGCUGCAGCACCGGUUGGGUGUCUGGCGUGCUGGGCAGCGAAGCGCUGGCAGGCGGUGCCUGGCUAGCCGCUCUGCCGUGCCUCGUGGCCUUACCCGCGGCGCCGUUUUUCGCGGUGCUGGCUGAUAGCAGAGGUCGCAAAGCUGGCGCCUUCUGCAUUAGCCUCAGUUUUAUUAUCAGCUGGUCGCUAGCGGCAUGGUGCGGUCCGCGUGGCGUGUGGACGGCACGUGUGGCGGCAGGCGCAGGCGGGGCUGGCGCCAUGGCCCUAGCCCCGCUCUACUGCGCCGAGAUAGCACCGCGAGCACGGGGCUUAGCCGCCAUGCCCGCACUGGCUUGCAGUUGCGGCAUACUAUUCGCGUACUGUGCGGGCGUACUCCUAUCUCCUCACGCCCUUUCCUUGUCUAUGGCGGUCGCUCCUGCGGUGUUACUGUUGUCUCUACUCUGGCUACCUGAAACUCCUUUGUACUUGAUCAACGCUGGAAAAAUACAGGAAGCAGCAAGAGUAAUGUGCUGGUUCGACGGCUCCGACUUUCGCGAAGACCUGACCGACGUGAUUGAGCAACAAGAGGUGCGGAUCCGUACGUCGGAGUGCGCCGGCAGGAGACAGCAUCUACGCCGGCAGGACUCUGACACCUUCCAGCCCAUGCUGAAGAGAAGCAGCGGCUUGGAUUCUAACUGUGAUAAGAAGGAUCAGAUGUCACCUUGCAGAGAGCUGUUGACACGUCGUCGGUCUCGCCGCGCACUGGCUUCAUGCUGCGUGUUGGUGUGCCUGGCGGCGGGCAGCGGCGCGGGCGCAGUCAGCAGUUUCGCGGCCGCGCUGCUGCGACAUUCCGCGCAUAAGUUACCUUCACUCAACCUCACCGCUUACAACUUCACCAUUUAUAACGGGAGUCUACCACGUGAUGCGUGGGGCGCUUGGGACGCGGGCAGCGUGUUGUGUGGACUGGCGCUCGUACUGGGGGCCGCACUCGCUACACUCACAGUUGACAAGCUCGGAAGAAAGACUCUUCUACUCUGGUCAUGUUCAGGCAUCGCUUGUUGUCUCGCCAUCCUCGGCGUAUACUGUGACCCGCACUUACGUAUGCACUCCUGGUACCAACGACCACUCUACAAAAAGAUCAUCAAAGAGAAAAUGAGAGAAAUAGAACAUAUAGAUAGAGAAAGCUUUAGAGAUCUUUACAAUGAAAGUAUAACUAACGUUAGUGGUGUUCCGAUAGGUUUGUUCAGGAUAAGUUUGGAAAAUGUAACACCUACCAGUUGGUCGGUGAAGUACGAGCAAAGUGAUGGAGAAAGUGAAGACAUCUGGGCGCCUAUUACUCUGUUGUCAAUGGUACUAUUCCUUUAUAACAUCGGACUAGGUUCAGUUCCAUAUGUGCUGAUAUCCGAGCUGUUUUCAGUCAAUGUCCGCAGUCUCGCUUCAAGCUUCCUCAUCAGUUGCACUUGGCUAAGCAACUUCUUACUACUGAGAUACUUCGGUUCACUGGCUUCUUACUUGGGACUGCACGCAGUAUACUACUUAUGUGCCGGCAGUACGCUGCUGGGUACAGCAGGCUUGUAUGUACUACUGCCGGAGACAAAGGGCAAGUCUCAAGGUCAAAUCGAGGAGGAACUGAAUCAGCCACUCUUGAACUGGAGGAAGAGGAAGCAAAGAAACCCUCGAUGACAGAGCGCUAAUCGCUUAUAUGUCGAUUUGGAGAAGUUUUAGCCAUUUUGGAGGGAAUUAUUAACGUUGGAGUCGGAUAAGAACAAAUCGAUGUUAACAAAAAUCAUUGAAAAGUACAAAAUUUUGAUUAUAUUUAUUGAAUUACAAUAACGGGAGAGAGGAAUGAAGAGUUAUUUUUA